Solanum verrucosum is the source of this 2555-nucleotide messenger RNA. RefSeq names its product putative pentatricopeptide repeat-containing protein At3g18840. Gene Ontology annotation, molecular function: protein binding; RNA binding. Gene Ontology annotation, biological process: RNA modification. Bases 28 to 2067 code for a protein of 679 amino acids. The record is from RefSeq and is a predicted model, not a curated record. NCBI's taxonomy places the organism in Eukaryota, Viridiplantae, Streptophyta, Magnoliopsida, Solanales, Solanaceae. The transcript has a single exon.
UGGCUUUCUUUCCCGCCAAUACUCAAAAUGAAAUCACUGUUAGACUGCGCCAAGUUUCAAACCAGUAUCAUCAAAUCGGGUCUAACCCCAAGAAUCAUUGAUGUCAACCAUCUUAUUCAUAUAUACUCAAAGCACUUUCUUAUUCAUGAUGUCCAGAAAGUGUUCGAUGAAAUGCCUGAAAGAAAUAUUUUCACUUGGAAUGCUAUUAUAAACACCUAUGUUAAAGAUCAAAACUUUGCUAAAGCAAGAUCGCUUUUUAAUGCUGCUCCCUUAAAGGAUUGUGUGACAUACAAUACAAUGCUGUCUGGUUAUGUCAAUUCUGAAGGAUUUCAGGAUCAAGCAGUUCGAUUAUUUGCUGAAAUGCAAUUUGCUGACAAAGUAUCUGAAUAUGCCUUGACUACCAUGCUUGGUUUAGUAACAAAGUUGAGUCUUUUGUCAUAUGGUAGGCAAUUGCAUUCAUAUAUGUUGAAGAGUGGGAAUAGUUUAAGUAGGUAUUCACUAAGUUCUUUGAUUGUUAUGUAUUCAAAAUGCGGGUGUUUCAGAGAUGCUUGGAGGGUCUUUGAUGGAUCUGAGGUUAGGUUUGUUGACACGGUUUCCAAGAAUACUAUGGUGGCAGCUUGUUUUAGAGAAGGUGAGGUGGAAAUGGCUCGGGAUGUGUUUUCAACUAGGCCACAAUUGAAUGAUGAAGUUUCUUGGAACACAAUGAUUUCAGGUUUUGCCCAAAACGGGUAUGAAGAGGAGGCCAUCCGGUUGUUCAGGAGCAUGAUGGAGGAGGGAUUUAAAUGGAAUGAACACAGUUUUUCUAGCGUUGUAAGUGCUUGUUCUGGUGUGAAGAAUUUGAAACUUGGGAAGGAGAUUCACGCCUCGAUUUUGAAGGAAGGGAUGAGUUUGAAUCCAUUUCUUAGCAGUAGUUUCGUAAAUCUUUAUUGCAAGUGUGGUCUCUUAAAUUAUGCACAUUCUGUUUGUACAACGACUCAGAAAGACAACCCUUUUGCCGUCACACCAUUAAUCGUAGGAUAUUCAGAAACGGGGAAUAUGUUAGAAGCAAGAAGGCUUUUUGACUCAUUGCCUGAUAAGAAUCAUGUAGUAUGGUCUGCUAUGAUAUCUGGAUACGUGAAAGCACAUCAAUGUGAAGAUGCUUUUCAGCUUUUCAGAGAGUUAAUGACACAGAAAACAACUGUUCCUGAUGAACUGAUUUUCAUAAACCUGCUUGGCGCAUGCGCCAUACAUGCAACCUUUAAUUACGGGCAGCAAAUACAUGCCUGUAUACUAAGAAUUGCCACCGCAAUGGAUGCUAAGUUGGCAAAUUCAUUGGUUGAUACAUACUCAAAAAGUGGAAAUGUAGCAUAUGCACAGAGGGUUUUUCAAUUGUCUGUUGAUAGAGAUACUAUCCUGUACAAUAGUAUGAUAGCUGGUUAUGCUCUCCAUGGGUAUGAAAAUGAAGCUAUUCAGCUUUUCAGUCAGAUGACAGAGCAAGGUUUCCAACCUGAUGAAGUCACUUUCCUUGCCCUUCUAUCAGUUUGCAGGCACCGUGGAUUAGUAAAAAUAGGAGAAGAGUAUUUCUUUUCCAUGACCAAAGAUUACAAUAUAUCACCAGGAACUGAUCACUACGCAAGCAUGAUCGAUUUGUAUGGAAGGGCAAAUCAACUUGACAACGCUGUAAGCUUAAUGGAGAUGUUGCCCAUGGAACCAGAUGCUGUAAUUCUGGGCACAUUCCUAAAUGCUUGCAAAAUGAACAGAAAUGCUGAACUUGCAAAAGCUGCAGAGGAUAAGCUAUUGCAAAUUGAAGGAGGGAACGGGUCUAGAUACGCGCAGUUGGCUGGUAUCUAUGCCUCGGAAGGGAAAUGGAAUGAGAUGGGGAGGGUAAUGAAGAUGAUGAGAGGAAGAGAAGCCAAGAAAACUGCGGGUUGCAGUUGGGUAUAUGUAGGAGACACAGUUCAUUCCUUUAUCUCUUGGGAUAAAUCUCACUCGGACAAUGACGCAAUAUAUACUAUUUUAGGAUGUUUGAUCAAAGAAUUAACAAAGCUAUCAGCCACUAUAUUCUUAGAAGAAGAGCUCUGCUCAUAAAAGAAGUGUCAACAAAGGAAUCCCUAGAUAUUUCAAGAAUUUGGUCGACAUCAUGAGAAAGAAUCUCCAUGGCCAACUACCACAUUUUGCCUCUUAUUCUCCACAAAAGAUUGUUAUAGCAUGUCUUUACUGUAAACCUGCCAUCCUUCCAAAGUUUGGCAUUUACUCGAUUUUAAAAUCCUUAAUGAUCCAUGGUUACCGGUGGGACAAUCAUUGUUUAUUCACAGUACCCCCGAUGAAGACUUGUUGGAGUUGCGUGUGGCAGAUAUUAUUGAUUGGGAUACAAGAACUUGGAAUACUCACAAGUUGGAGACACUCUUCUCAAUUGAUGAGAUAGAUUGCAUUAAGUGAAUUCCAUUGGGAUUUACUCUCUGGGAUGAUCAAUGGAUGUGGAAACUUGAUAGGAAAGGACGAUACACCGUCAAAAGUGGGUAUUCAGAGCUGCACAAUGCUACUACACCUAUCCCGAAUGGACAAGUUUGGUGGAA